Messenger RNA from Lactuca sativa (garden lettuce), 1384 nucleotides. RefSeq lists its product as uncharacterized. Gene Ontology annotation, molecular function: zinc ion binding; nucleic acid binding. Lineage: Eukaryota; Viridiplantae; Streptophyta; Magnoliopsida; Asterales; Asteraceae. The record is from RefSeq and is a predicted model, not a curated record.
GCUAUUUCAAUAACCAAAUCCAAACACCCUAAAAAAAAAAAAACCCUAGAUGCCACCGUAUGUAAGGAAGAGCCCCAAAAUGACAACCGGUGGUUAAUUGCAUCAUUCGACCCCAGAUCAAUAUCAUCCCUUCAAUACCGGUUGCCGCCGCUCUUUCUCCUUUUUAUUAAUCGUGCGAACGCUUUGCCUCUUCCGUCUUCUCAUAAGAAUAGUCAUCUCGGCGACACCUAUUCUUACUUCUCUUCUACAUCUAAAGACAAAACCGAAUCGUUUAUGCAAUGUUCAAAAUUUCCAAUUCAGAUAACCGGAUUAGUUGAGAGAACUCCUACCAAUCUAAGAAAAAGCCAAGCAACCAUAUAUAUGAUGCCAAGUAUGGGGCAGUAUAGGCAUGACAUAUCAGGUCCGGGUGACUCGAACCUACGAGGAUUGAUUGCGUCGGAGAUAUCACGAGCCUUGUCCGACGCGAUUUCAGUCCCAGUGGCAAGACUUACAGAGGAGUUGUUAGAUAUCUUCAACGAAAGGCAUCCAAAUGUUGGAUGGGCAAGACAAUUGGGAAUUUGGGAUGUCACUUGCCGUGACAUGUCUGUGUGUCAACCUUCCAUGCUCAAGGGAAGGAAGGAACGAAUUCUUAGCAUGCGAUGGAUAGAGGAAAUGGAGAGUGCUUUUUGUUCAGGUUUCUGCCCUGAAAGGGCAAGGGUCCGGUUCGCUAUGUACUUGUUACGCCAUGCGGCGAUCGGUUGCUGGAGCACGAUCAUCCAGUCUGUUACUGUGGCUGAGUUGGAGGCUAUGUCAUGGGAGGAGUUUUUGAUCCGUUUUCAGGAGGAGAGCUCGUCCCGAAUCGAGUCUGACCUAGGCCAAGGGAACUGCGAUCAUUGUGAUAAAUACAAGAAGAGGCACGAGGGUACGUGUUAUGGAACAUGGUGUUUCAAAUGUGGACGGGAAGGUCAUUUCAGUCGAGAUUGCAAGGAAAAGAAGAAGAGGUGUCAUCAUUGCGACCAGCCUGGCCACCUUAAAGCCGAGUGUCCCAUACUGGCGGGGGUGUCGACAUUAACACCGACACCUGAGAUAUUGCGUUUUGUGGAUGGGCGCCAAAGUUGGGCGGAGACCUCUGGUGCCAUGACGAGGGAUUAUCCAAGCUAUUGGUAUGGUGAUGCUUUUCCCACCGGACGUUAUUACUAGUAUUUCUUUGAUCAGGGAAAAACUCAAGCUUAACUGUACCGCACACAAAUUGUUGGCUAUAUUUGAUAUUUCGCAUGAUUAUGUUUUAUAAUCUGAUUUUUGGAUAUUACGAUUUACGGUUUACAAACAAUGGUUUUAUGAUUUGAAAUUGAAUGAAGUAGAUGUCUUUAUACUCUUAAAAAUGAAAAAAAUUGGUUGAAAUUUA